This is a messenger RNA of Mus pahari (shrew mouse), 3445 nucleotides long. It is a transcript of the gene Tspan18, whose product is annotated as tetraspanin 18. The transcript is spliced from 10 exons. The coding region runs from base 406 to 1152 and encodes 248 amino acids. NCBI's taxonomy places the organism in Eukaryota, Metazoa, Chordata, Mammalia, Rodentia, Muridae. The record is from RefSeq and is a predicted model, not a curated record. Gene Ontology annotation, cellular component: membrane.
UGCAGCUGCCGCCGGCGUCUCAGGGGCUGCAAGCUGCAGGCGGACGCAACGCUGUGCGAUUCCGAAGCCCAGCCACGCCAGGCCGCCCGGCCCUGGCCCCCAGCGGGCGUCGCCGCUCCUUGUCGCCUUGACGCCUAGCCCAGCGCCGCGGCGCAGGACUACCGGUGCCCCGCAAGUUGCGAGCGCACUCUGCGCCUGGGGAAACUUUACCCCGCGGCCGAGCCUCUGCCAGAGUUGCCUGGAAGCCGUCAUCAGGAGACUUCAAAAGAAUCUCUCCGUUCCUUCCCAGAAAGGAAAAGGACAGCUGGAAGAGGACAAGCUGGGCUGCUGAGACACAUACCUGAGACCCUCUAACUGGGAGACGUCAUCCUGUCAACUCCUGGAGAGCUGCCCAGGUGAAGAACCAUGGAGGGCGACUGUCUGAGCUGCAUGAAGUAUCUGAUGUUUGUUUUCAAUUUCUUCGUAUUUCUGGGAGGCGCUUGCCUGCUGGGCGUUGGCAUCUGGGUCCUGGUGGACCCCACCGGCUUCCGAGAGAUCAUAGCUACCAACCCCCUGCUGACCACCGGCGCCUACAUUGUACUGGCCAUGGGUGGUCUGCUGUUUCUUCUGGGCUUCCUGGGCUGCUGCGGGGCUGUCCGAGAGAACAGGUGUCUGCUGCUAUUUUUUUUCCUGUUUAUCCUGAUCAUCUUCCUGGUAGAGCUCUCGGCAGCCAUCUUGGCCUUCAUCUUCAGGGAACACCUCACCCGAGAGUUCUUCACCAAGGAGCUUACCAAGCACUACCAAGGCGACAAUGACACGGACGUUUUCUCAGCCACCUGGAAUUCGGUCAUGAUCACAUUUGGCUGCUGUGGGGUCAACGGACCUGAAGACUUCAAGCUGGCCUCCGUGUUUCGGCUGCUGACGCUGGACACUGAGGAGGUGCCCAAGGCCUGCUGUCGGAGGGAACCCCAGGCUCGAGAUGGGGUGGUGCUGAGCAGGGAGGAGUGCCAGCUGGGGCGGAAUCCGUUCAUCAACAAGCAGGGCUGUUACACAGUGAUCCUCAACACCUUUGAAACCUAUGUCUACCUAACCGGAGCCUUUGCCAUUGGGGUACUGGCUAUCGAGCUCUUCCUCAUGGUCUUUGCCAUGUGCCUCUUCCGGGGCAUCCAGUAGACCUUGGCCUGAAGACACUCAGCCCACCACUGCCCAGAGGCCAGCCCCUCCCCUUUCCUGUCCUCUGGCCCCAGGGGAGGAAGCAAGGCCAGUCCAAAUGGCCAGGAGCAUAGAGCUAAUUUUUACAAACAAAGACAGACAUAAACUGAAGGGGUCUCACCUAGGCUCUAAGGCAAGGGGCUCCGGCUCUCCAAGGACCUAGGGCUGGCCUGGGACCAGCUGUUCCUGAGACCAAAGGUUCAUCAGCCUCAGAGCCCCUUGGCCCUGUCAGACUGGAGUGUCCCUUGGCCUGGAUCACCUCUCUUAGCAUUUCCAGGAUCAGAGCAACCAGGAGGCAGAAACACAUCCUGGAGGUGGAGCCAGUGCUCAGGCCCCAAGGAGCCAGCUUUUCACAACACAAGGACAGACUCCGCAGCACCAUCUGCUGGAGAGCGAAGCGGUCCCUGCUCCUGGCUGCCUGAGGGUGGCUGUGUGUGGACCCUGGAUCAGAAGGUGGCCCUUUCAUUUCUGUCCAGUCUCACAGCAUGUGCAUGACAAGGUCAUCUCCAGGCUGCUGUCGCUCCAGCCAGGACUCCACUCCGAUAUAAACUGGCCAGGAACUGCCCGCAUCCAGCUCUACAGUCCGUACUGUGUCCACUCUGCCCUGCUUGUACCUCUGUCAGAGAUCCAACUGUGAUACAUCGCCUGUCCCCGUGGGCCAUGCCCCACCCCUGUUCUCCCAGGUGGAAGACACCCCCAGUAUUGCUCAUUUCUCUCUACCCAGAGCUGAGGCUUGAAUGUGUUCUUCAAGAUCCCUGCCAAGAAUUCACCCCUGCAUCCCUCCGCAUAAGGAUGGAUCUCACUACCUCCCAACGCAGCCUCCUGCCUUCAGAUGCUCUGACAUCACCAUCACCUCUGCAGACAGAAGGGGUUUCCAGUUUUCCAUCUGUGUACCCCUUCACUCUCUCUCCUUCCUAAAGGUUAAGUUCAUGCCUCUUGUCUGCAGACUUAACCCCACAGCAUCUCCUACCGUGACACUUUCUGAUCUUUUGCUGAACAUGUAUUUUGUUAGUCUCUCUAGGCUCAGAUUACCCAGACUAACAGGUUCACAACCAACCAACCAACCAACACACACACACACACAUACACACACACACACACACACCUUGAACUGCAGGCUAGAGUAGCAACUAGUUGCAAGAUGCCUGACCCUGCCAGGACCGUGUUGAAUCCAUUAGUGUUGUCUGUCAGGAUCUCAAGUUUGAUUAAUUAUGUCUGCCAAGGGCACAGCAGGGGAACAGUGGUGGAAGGCACAGCUAGGUGCCUGCUCUCCUCUCUCAGAUGGAAGAGCCUGACCUGAACUCCAGCCCCCCUUUUCCCCUCUGCCACCCAGGAGUCAGCCAUAGCCUGUUCUAUGACGCUGUCUGGGUGCAAGGGGGCUACCUCUCCCAUUUCCUCUCCUCUUCAUGUGGACCUCACCCAGCCUGGCCUUCCUGGGGGGUCUCUGAGUGCCAUACGGAAGUCGUCUUUAUGACAGCUUACUUGGCAUCCCCAUAAAUGAAGCUGUGAGCUCCCUAGAGGCUGAGUCACCAGAUCAGGAGACCCCCUUUGCUGGCUUCCACCCCAGACUAAGAGGACCCAGGCUGACUCAGAACCCCAGCACGUACUGGACUCCAACUGUCUAGGAAGGCAAAUGGCUCGGCUGUUGAUUGGAAGUUCACGGCCAGGUUGAGGACAGAGCCCAACCGCAGCGGCUGCCACCCAGAACUAGCACAGGCUUCCAGAGAUGGGCAGGGCAGGGACAGGGAGGGAGGGAGAAGCCAGAUGUGGAGCCUGGGCCAUUCCACGGUAGAUCAGAGGCCCUCACCAGGCCUUUCCACACUCAGGCCAAAACGCUCCCGAGUAGCCCAGACUCAACCCAGCCUCUCAGCAUCCCCAUGGGACCAGACAGACGCGGUCUUCACCCUCUGAGCUUGCUGGUAGCCACGGCAAGGCUGUCUGAGGUCAUCCUAGUGGGGCUUGGUGAGCUCCUCCGUGUACUCCCAGGGGAGUGGAGGGUAGCUCUUCCUUCAUCUCACCCUAAGACGCCAAGAACUCAACCAGCAGAAGAGCCCCUUCCUGUCCCAGAGUCACUUGCCUAAGGGACAGCUGUAUCUGUCAGGCAAGGAGCUAAGACUGGAUCUGUGGCCCAUGCUCCCCACAACCCUGUCCCAAGCCCCUGGCCUACCUAGGUUCUGAGCCCAGCACCUUCAUCCCCAGGAACUUUGUGUCACACACACACACACACACACACACACACGCGCGCGCGCACGCA